Molecule: messenger RNA, 2073 nt
Organism: Gigantopelta aegis
Lineage: Eukaryota; Metazoa; Mollusca; Gastropoda; Neomphalida; Peltospiridae
Exons: 11
Coding region: 117-1376 (419 amino acids)
Source: RefSeq, a predicted model, not a curated record
AAGUCUGCGUUUAGUAUUCGUAGAUAAAUUUUCAGGUUAACACGAACCGAGAAACACGCUUUACCUGGCUAUUAUUAACCAUAUGAGCUAAACACAAAGAAAGUAACGAGAAAGGUAUGGAGUUCUAUCCGUCUGAACUUCGUUUCGCCCAGGACAGCAUUGCGGAUUAUUUUCGUGGUGGUAGGACCCUCCAGGACUCGUUCAGGAGCCUACUAAAAGUUGACAGCCCGGAGACAGUGCUUCCUAAAAUGGAUGCGAUGUACUACGAAGGAAAAUUCUUCGUCACAGACGGGAACCGACGUCUGUAUCUGCUGAAAUUACUCGAGUCUGAGGGGCUGGUUACGGGGAAGGUCAGCGUGAAUUUGACGUCGUUCAAUGGAUUUAAAUACACCACCGACAACGACGGCACGUCGGUACGGGUACGGCGGCAAAGAAACAUGGAACAAAUACUGAAGGGGAUAUUGAGAGAAUACAGCCAUCUUCACAGGAAACGAACAGUGUCACAAGUGAAGAGCAGUUUUUACGGCAUCGAUCAAGGUUCUAUUUCAUCAAACUCCAGUUAUAACCGUCAAACGAUCCAAUCAAAUAUGUUUGCUAACCCACCGUCUAUCAGAAGAGUCACGGAGGCACGAACCCAGCAACCUUAUUCCUUCAGUCGAGCAAGUAGUACAGGUUCUGUUUCAUCAAACUCCAGUUAUAACCGGCCGAAAUCGGCAAUGAGCAAAGCCAGCACCAGAAGUCAGUACGGGCAUCAGUCGAUUCAAUCAAAUCAGUUUUAUAACCCACCGUCUAUCAGGGGAGUCGCAGGAGCGCGGACCCCGCAACCUUAUUCCAGCAGCUCAGGUAGCAGUGCCCAUGCUUUCCAUGGAACCAAUGUGGUGGGGUCCAGCAGUCCAGACGUGUAUCUAGAACAAGACUCAAGAGAGAACACCACACAUGUGAAUGUGGUACACUCUUCCAUGAGAAGUAAACCAGCAAGACUGGAAACCAGAAGAGAGAGCAGUAGCUGUAGCAGUGCCCAUGCUUUCCAUGGAACCAAUGUGGUGGGGUCCAGCAGUCCAGACGUGUAUCUAGAACAAGACUCAAGAGAGAACACCACACAUGUGAAUGUGGUACACUCUUCCAUGAGAAGUAAACCAGCAAGACUGGAAACCAGAAGAGAGAGCAGUAGCUGUAGCAGUGCCCAUGCUUUCCAUGGAACCAAUGUGGUGGGGUCCAGCAGUCCAGACGUGUAUCUAGAACAAGACUCAAGAGAGAACACCACACAUGAUACACGGUCAUCAGUGAAUGUGGUACACCCUUCCAUGAGAAGUAAACCAGCAAGACGGGAAACCGGAAUAGAGAGCAGUAGCUGUUGUACCUGCACGAUACUGUAACAAGACCAGAAUGUUUUGGACACUCCACAUUGUCUGCAGUCUUAAACCUAAACAUUUUAAAUCGGAUAUUGUUAGUUCGAACUUUGUACAUUCCUACUUUUAUUCUGCUCUAACUAGUGCUAAUAUAUCAAAAGCCUUAGUGUUCUGUGUAUGAAAAACGUGCAUAAUAUAUGUAUUUUAAAAUACUUCGUCUGCAGAUAAAAUAAUAAAUUAUUUAUAUUGGUGGCUAGUAGCAAUAUCAGUUUUUAGCUGUAGCCCAAGGUGUCGCAGUUGUUAUAUUUAUGAUUGUCACCUAAAAGCUGUUCAUGAAAAUCUCGGUUGCACUGUCAUUUAAUGCUGGUAAUCGUUAUAUUUAUGAAUGUAACCUGAUAGCUGUUGAUGAAAACCUCGGUAGCACUGUGAUUUAAAACUGGUAAUCGUUAUGUUUAUGAUUGUCACCUAAUAGCUGUUGAUCAAAACCUCGGUAGCACUGUGAUUUAAUGCUGAAAAUCGUUAUAUUUAUGAUUGUCACAUGUUAAUAGCUGUUGCACUAGUUAUUAUGGUGCAUAACUACCAACGUCUUGCAAACGCGAUUAAAGCACUCGCCUGAUGCGCGGUCGGUUUAAAAUAGAUCCCCGUCGGUGGGUCCAUUAGGCUAUUUCUCGUUACAGCCAAUGCACCACGACUGCUAUAUCAAAGGCCGUGGUAUGUGCUAACC